AUGCCUCUCAUACUCGACACCCCCUCAGAAUCAUCGGUAGAGUUGGAUGCAGACUUCCAGGAAGAGAGACGGAAGGUCCACCACGAUGCGGAUGUUGUUAUCGUGGGCGCGGGCAUCGUGGGAUCUUCGUUGGCAGUGGCGUUGGCAAAUCAAGGGCGCAGUGUCAUUCUCCUUGAGAAAUCACUGAAAGAGCCGGAUCGCAUAGUCGGAGAACUUCUGCAACCGGGUGGUGUGCAGGCAUUGACGAAGCUGGGCUUGCGCCAUACGCUCGACGACAUCGAUGCGAUUCCUGUCAAGGGGUAUACCGUGGUUUAUUAUGACGAGCAGGUGCCCAUUCCCUAUCCUGCUGCGAACGGCGAAGCACAGCAUCCAGCUGCGGGAAAGCCGGGAAAUGUCAAAAGAGCAGAGGGACGGUCAUUCCACCACGGCCGAUUUGUUUCUCGCUUGCGCGCAGCGGCAAUGUCACAUCCCAACAUUACCGUCUUCGAGACCGAAGCCACUUCGCUCAUAGCGUCCCCUCAUACCGCCGAGAUCCUCGGAGCCGAAUCUAUCACUCAAAAAACACAAAAGGAUUACUUUUUUGCGUUGUUGACCGUCAUCUGCGACGGGUACGCCUCCAAAUUCCGGAAGUCAUACAUUUCUCACACGCCCAAAGUCAAGUCGAAAUUUUGGGGAUUGGAACUCAUUGACUGUCCUCUCCCAAUUCCGCAACAUGGCACAGUGGUCUUGGGGGACAAUGCUCCUGUAUUGCUCUAUCAGAUCGGCACCCACGAGACUCGAGCGCUGGUGGAUAUACCAGAGGGGUUGGCAUCUACAUCGACAGCCAACGGUGGCGUCAAAGGUCAUCUACAGAAGGUGGUGCUCCCAUCUCUACCGGCUAUGGUGCAACCUUCGUUCCAGGCCGCUUUGGAGAAAGGCAAUCUUCGAAGCAUGCCCAACUCCUUCCUUCCUCCAACAACCAAUACAACUCCAGGUCUAGCCAUUCUGGGAGAUGCCAUGAACAUGCGCCAUCCGUUAACUGGCGGCGGUAUGACGGUCGCUUUGACUGACGUCGUCUUACUGUCCGAGUUACUCUCUCCAGCAAAAGUCCCAGAUCUCGCCGAUACCCGGCUUGUCCUCAGGCAGUUCCGCACCUUUCACUGGCGGCGAAAGGGGUUGAGUUCCGUGAUCAAUAUCCUAGCGCAAGCGUUGUACUCGCUGUUUGCAGCCGAUGACUGGCAACUCAAGUAUUUGCAGAGAGGAUGUUUUCGAUACUUCCAACGGGGCGGCAAAUGCAUUGACGAGCCGGUGGGGUUACUGGGAGGUAUCAUCCCGCAACCGUUUGUGCUGUUUUAUCACUUUUUUAGCGUGGCGUUGUUGAGUAUCUGGGUCCUCAUUCAGGAGAAGGGAUGGCUUUUGCUGCCGGUCAGUGUGUUUCAGGGAGUGUUGGUGUUUUUGAAGGCGUGUGAGGUUAUUUUUCCGUACAUAUUUGCCGAGUUGAGGCGGUGA
Molecule: messenger RNA, 1488 nt
Organism: Fonsecaea multimorphosa CBS 102226
Lineage: Eukaryota; Fungi; Ascomycota; Eurotiomycetes; Chaetothyriales; Herpotrichiellaceae
Exons: 1
Coding region: 1-1488 (495 amino acids)
Biological process (GO): ergosterol biosynthetic process
Cellular component (GO): membrane; endoplasmic reticulum
Molecular function (GO): squalene monooxygenase activity; flavin adenine dinucleotide binding
Source: RefSeq, a predicted model, not a curated record